Messenger RNA from Ochlerotatus camptorhynchus, 1249 nucleotides. It is a transcript of the gene ECSIT, whose product is annotated as evolutionarily conserved signaling intermediate in Toll pathway, mitochondrial. Gene Ontology annotation, biological process: cell surface receptor protein serine/threonine kinase signaling pathway; innate immune response. The coding region runs from base 24 to 1241 and encodes 405 amino acids. The record is from RefSeq and is a predicted model, not a curated record. Gene Ontology annotation, molecular function: protein binding. Gene Ontology annotation, cellular component: mitochondrion. NCBI's taxonomy places the organism in Eukaryota, Metazoa, Arthropoda, Insecta, Diptera, Culicidae. The transcript has 2 exons.
GCUGUGCGGGAAUCGGAUUCGAAAUGAUGUUGAUUAGGCAACGAAUCGGAGUGGUCUACCGGCUGGCCGGGAUCAGUGUUCGGACGUGUGCGAAAGACACCAAAAGCAGUCAACGACCAGACGAAGAAGAAGGCAAGGACGAUGGUCAGCAGAAAAGUAGUUCCGAAACGAGAGUGGCACUAAGAACGCCGCUCUUCGAGCAUGUCUCCACGAAGGAUAAGAAAACCUACAUCGAAAUGGUGCGAGUGUUUGAAGGACGCAGUGUCCACCGGAGGAACCAUGUCGAGUUCAUCUACGCUGCGCUCAAACACAUGGAGGAAUUCGGGGUGCAUAAGGAUCUGGAAGUGUACAAAUCACUCAUCAACGUAAUGCCCAAGGGUAAGUUCAUUCCGACGAACAUCUUUCAGGCGGAAUUUAUGCACUAUCCGCGCCAGCAGCAAGUCAUCAUAGAUCUGCUGGAACAGAUGGAAGAUAACGGUAUAAUUCCGGACUACGAGAUGGAAUCGAUGCUGAUCAACGUGUUCGGUAAAAAGGGUCACCCAGUGCGUAAGUACUGGCGAAUGAUGUAUUGGAUGCCAAAGUUCAAGAACCUGUCCCCGUGGCCAUUGCCCAAUCCGGUUCCGGACGAUUCUCUGGAGUUGGCAAAGAUGGCAGUGGAACGAAUGUGCUCGGUAGAUUUGUUAUCACAGAUCUCGUUGUUUGAUACCGAGAAUGUUCCGGAAGCGCUGGAUCACACGUGGAUCGUCAGUGGACAAAGCUCGGAACAAUCGGAGCUACUAGCUCGGCAUAAACAAAAACCAGUUUUCAUCGAGGGGCCGUUUGUGAUAUGGUUGAGAACCCGAUCAAUCAACUAUUUUCUGCUGAAGAGCGAAUCGAAUCCGCCACCGCCGAAGGACGAUGAGGAUCUGGAUGACGUACGCAACAUCCGGAUCCCAUUUGUGGGCAUCGGGAUGAGUCAUUCUACCGCGCCACCGAAGAACAAGGUGGCACUAAAACGAUCCGUUCACGAGCAGGAUGAUGGGACGAUUUUUGCCAUUUGCUGUACGGGAUCGUCGACGAAAGAUUCACUCCUAUCGUGGGUCCGGUUGCUGGAGAAGCACGGUAAUCCGUGUCUAGGGCACUUGCCAGUACUGUUCAAGUUUACGUCCAAUGUGCCCGAUCAACUCAAGGUUGCCGCACCGGAUGAUGGUAAUGCUGGUGGAGGCGACGGCAUGACUGAAGAAGGGAAAUUAGGAUCCUAGUAGUUCGA